Heterocephalus glaber (naked mole-rat) is the source of this 2492-nucleotide messenger RNA. Its product is annotated as targeting protein for Xklp2-like. Lineage: Eukaryota; Metazoa; Chordata; Mammalia; Rodentia; Bathyergidae. Gene Ontology annotation, cellular component: spindle; microtubule. The record is from RefSeq and is a predicted model, not a curated record. Gene Ontology annotation, biological process: activation of protein kinase activity; regulation of mitotic spindle organization.
CAAGUGUCUUGCUACGUGGCCCAGGCUGGCCUCAAACUUCUGAUCUUCCUGCUUCAGCUUCCUGAGUAGCUGGGAUUCCAGAAAUUGACCUGUUGAGAAACGUUAUACAAAUACUGGGAAAAACCUGCUCUUCUACACAAAGGGUAGGACAAUGUCACAAGUUAAAAACUCUUACUCCUUUGAUGCUCCCUCGGACUUCAUCAAUUUUACAUCUUUGGAUUACGAAGAAGAUACAGAAAAUGUAGAUUCAUGGUUUGAGGAGAAGGCCAAUUUAGAGAAUAAGUUUCUUGGGAAAAAUGGGACAGGAGAGCUUUUUCAAAACAAAACUUCCUUGAGAAAAGCAAAUCUUCAGCAAGCUAAUCUCACACCUUUGUGACCAGUUGAGAACACUUACUACAAAGAGGCAGAAAAAGUAAAUCUUAUGGAACAUUCUAAUUCAUCAAAUGCUUGUUGCACCCUGGAAGUUGAGGGAACCAAAUCAAGAAAUACUCCAGCCCAGCCUCAGAGGAUAUCUCUUAGACUCUCUGCCCAGAAGAAUAUGGAGAAGAAAGAAAAACACCAUGUUCAAAUGAAAGCAAAGAGAUGUGCCACUCCUGUAAUCAGUGAAAUUCCACCUUCCAAGAAAAUGAAAAUUUCUCAAAACAGAAAGGAUCCAGAGGAAGAGGAAGAGGGCAGUGCUCAAGAUACUUUCAAAAGGAAUAAAUUUUCCCCAAAGAAAGCCAAGGGCAGACAUACUACACCUCAUGUACCAACUAUAAAGCAGAAGGUUCUCAAAAGUACUGAGGAGCAAGAGUUGGAAAAGAGCAUGAAAAUGCAGCAGGAGGUGGUAGAAAUGCGGAAAAAGAACGAAGAGUUCAAGAAACUUGCUCUUGCAGGAGCAGGGCAACCUGUGAAGAAAUCAGCGAGCCAGGUAACCAAAGUAGUUGACUUCCACUUCUGCACGGAUGAGCGAAUCAAACAGCAUCCUAAGAACCAGGAGGAAUAUAAGGAAGUGAACUUUACAGCUGAAUUGUGAAAGCAUCCUCCCUCUCCUGCUUGAGUGGCUAAGGGAUGUACUAUUAUUAAGCCUUUCAACUUGUCCCAAGGAAAGAAGAGAACAUUUGACGAGGCUGCUUCUGCGUAUGUGUCUCUGGCACAGCAGGUUGAGGCGUUCCAUAAACGAACCCCUAACAGAUAUCAUUUGAGGAGCAAGAAGGAAGAUAUUAGCCUUUUAUCUUCCAAAUCUUCUGUAACCAGGAUGUCCACAGAGCCACAGAGCCCUGUACUGCAAACCAAAUUCCGAGCGAGGCCUGUGACCUGCAAAAGUACAGUGGAACGGGAGGCUGAAGAGCUUGAGAAACUGCACAAAUACAAAUUCAAAGCACGAGAAGUUGAUUCCAGAAUUCUUGAAGGUGGGCCCAUCUUGCCCAAGAGACCACCUGUGAAACCACCCACUCAGCCUAUUGGAUUUGAUUUGGAAAUUGAAAAAAGAAUCCAGGAGCGAGAGUCAAAGAAGAAGUCAGAGAAUGAACACUUUGAAUUUCAUUCCAGACCUUGCCCUACUAAGAUCUUGGAAGAUGUUGUGGGUGUUCCUGAAAAGAAAGUACUUCCAAUCACCGUUCCCAAGUCUCCAGCCUUUGCACUGAAGAACAGAAUCCGAUUACCCACCAAAGAGGAUGAGGAAGAGGAUGAACCAACAGUGAUAAGAGCUCAGCCUAUGCCACAUUAUGGGGUGCCUUUUAAGCCCCAUAUCCCAGAGGCAAGAACUGUAGAAAUAUGCCCUUUCUCCUUUGAUUCUCGGGACAAAGAACGCCAGUUACAGAAGGAGAAGAAAAUAAAAGAAUUGCAGAAAGGAGAGGUACCUAAGUUUAAGGCACUUCCCUUGCCUCAUUUUGAUAGCAUUAAUCUGCCAGAGAAGGUCAAGAAUGUGACCCAGACUGAGCCAUUUGCAUUGGAGACUGACAAAAGAGGUGCUAGGAAGCCUGAGACAUGGAAGCACCAGCUAGAGGAAGAACUGAAACAGCAGAAAGAAGCAACUAGUUUCAAGGCUCAUCCAAACACUGUCAUCUUCCAGGAGCCCUUUGUUCCCAAGAAAGAGAAAAAUUCAGUUGCUGAGGACCUUUCUGGUUCUCUAGUUCAGGAACCUCUUCAGUUGGCCACUGAGAAGAGAGCCAAGGAGUGACAGGAGCUGAAAAGGAGAAUAGCUGAGGCGGAAGUCCAGAAAGCCCAGCAGCUGGAGGAGGCCAGAGAGCAGGAGGAAGAACAGAAGGAGGAGCUGGCCAGGCUACUGGUGCACAAGGCAAAUCCAGUACGCAAGUACCAGGCUGUGGAGAUAAAGUCAAGCGACCAGCCUCUGACUGUGCCUGUCUCUCCUAAAUUCUCCACUCAGUUCCACUGCUGAACUAAGCCGUGAGCUCCAGAUACUGCCUGGCAGCAGGAGCUGCUCAUUACGUCACACCAGGCAUGGACAGAACUCUUUUCUCCAGACUCACCAACCCAUGUACCGACAACUG